GAUCAUUAGUUCUUGUUCAGGAGCCAAUCACCUCUAUCCGUGCUCUCCCGUAGGAAGGUGACUUUGCGCCGGAGAUUGGUUGAACCAUGUCUUCCUUGGUGCGGAUCGGGGCAACUUUAAAGACCGGGGGCCGACUGAUAGCCGGGGUUGUACGGAACAAGCCUGGGGUCCGCAAUGCUGGAGGCGGAGUUCAUAUAGAGCCGCGCUACCGCCAGUUUCCAGAACUCACCAAGCACCAGGUCCGGCAGGCAGAGAUUCUGAGCGGGUUUAUGUGGUUCUGGAUCCUUUGGCACUUGUGGCACGACACGGAUGCAGUGCUGGGCCACUUCCCAUAUCCCGACCCCUCUGAAUGGACAGAUGAAGAGCUGGGACUUUCUGGAGGAGGAGAGGAAUAGAUGUUUCUGUAAGUAGCUUCCUGCCGACUGGUAAAGGGGUUUGGGUGCAAUGCAUCAUGGGCCUGUUGUACUGCUGUAAAUAAAUAUAAGAAACCAA
Molecule: messenger RNA, 492 nt
Organism: Xenopus tropicalis (tropical clawed frog)
Lineage: Eukaryota; Metazoa; Chordata; Amphibia; Anura; Pipidae
Gene: ndufb2
Product: NADH:ubiquinone oxidoreductase subunit B2
Exons: 4
Coding region: 87-395 (102 amino acids)
Cellular component (GO): mitochondrial inner membrane; respiratory chain complex I
Source: RefSeq, a predicted model, not a curated record